Phialemonium atrogriseum is the source of this 1971-nucleotide messenger RNA. RefSeq names its product VHS domain-containing protein. The record is from RefSeq and is a predicted model, not a curated record. Bases 1 to 1971 code for a protein of 656 amino acids. Gene Ontology annotation, cellular component: trans-Golgi network. Gene Ontology annotation, biological process: protein transport to vacuole involved in ubiquitin-dependent protein catabolic process via the multivesicular body sorting pathway; Golgi to vacuole transport; Golgi to endosome transport. Gene Ontology annotation, molecular function: ubiquitin binding; phosphatidylinositol binding. Lineage: Eukaryota; Fungi; Ascomycota; Sordariomycetes; Cephalothecales; Cephalothecaceae. The transcript is spliced from 3 exons.
AUGGAGGCGGCAUCUGCGCGGUACGCCGCGAGGAACAACUGGGGGGAGCCGGGUCAUUCACCCCCCUCCCAGCUUCUGCGCUUUAUCCAAGCUGCCUGCAGCCCCGACAACUACGAGCCAAACCUGGCAAUGAACCUCGAGAUAUCCGACCUGAUCAACUCCAAGAAGGGAUCCGCCCCGCGCGAGGCCGCUGUCGCCAUUGUCGGUUACGUCAACCAUCGCAACCCCAACGUGGCCCUCCUCGCUCUCAAUUUGCUGGACAUCUGCGUCAAGAACUGCGGCUACCCUUUCCACCUCCAGAUCAGCACCAAGGAAUUUCUCAAUGAGCUCGUCCGCCGGUUUCCCGAGCGGCCCCCGAUCCGAGCCACGCGGGUCCAGAUGAAGAUUCUCGAGGCCAUCGAAGAGUGGCGCGGGACGAUAUGCGAGACGAGCAGGUACAAGGAGGAUCUGGGGUUCAUCCGCGACAUGCACAGGCUGCUGAGCUACAAGGGGUACACCUUCCCCGAGGUCCGGAGGGAGGAUGCGGCCGUGUUGAACCCCAGCGAUAACCUGAAGUCCGCAGAGGAGAUGGAGGAGGAGGAGCGCGAGGCGCAGUCGGCCAAGCUGCAGGAGCUCAUCCGGCGAGGCAGCCCUGAAGACCUGCAGGAGGCAAACAGGCUGAUGAAGAUAAUGGCAGGCUACGACACGAGAAGCAAGGUUGACUAUCGGGCCAAGGCUGCGGAAGACGUUGGGAAGAUCCAGCAGAAGGCAAGGCUUCUAGAAGAGAGGCUGGAAGGUUUCAAGCCAGGCGACACGAUGAGGGACGGAGAUGUCUUUUCAGAGCUCGCGGCAGCGCUGCAGAGCGCUCAGCCGAAGAUCCAAAAGAUGUGCGAGGAAGAGUCGGACGACCAUGAGGCCGUUGCCAAGCUCCUGGAGAUCAACGACAGCAUACACCGGACAGUCGAGCGCUACAAGUUGAUGAAGAAGGGGGAUGUGGACGCGGCGAACAAGAUAGCCAGAGGAGAGCCCGUCCCCUCGAGCAGCGCCGGAAAGAGCGCCGCCGCCGAGCUGUCCCUGAUCGACUUCGACGGAGACGCAGAUGCUAACGGCACGGCUACCGGAGCACAGGCACAGGCACAGGCAUCCUCGCAGGGGGGCUCCAUCGAGAACGACUUGUUGGGUCUGUCGAUUGGUGAUAGCAACGGUUUUGGGCAGGGCGGAGGCAUUGCGCUAGGAUUUGGUGCCAAUACAAGCAUUCCUGGUCCCGCCCUGCUGUCCUCGAUAACACAGAACAACAGCGCCAAGGGGACGAUAUCAACGCCAACCCCUCCGCCGCCCGGCUUCUCAGCUUUCUCGGCCUUCAGCUCCGCCCCGUCAGCCUCUCAGUCGAGCACUCCCCAGCCUCCCUCCUCCAUGCAGUCCGCGUUUGCCCCCCCUCCCAAGGCCCCGUCGGCAGACCCGUUUGCAGCACUCACAUCCUCCUCUUUCUCCUCCAAGCCCGCGACCCCUGUUCCGGCAGCUCAGUCAACCCCCGUUCCGGCAGCGCAGUCCGCAUUAGCAGGCGACGACGACGAAUGGUCUUUCUCGUCGGCUCUACCAGCAGAAACACCGUCUCGACCGACUAAGCAUUCGGCGGUCGUCGCCAAUACGAGCAUUAAAGUAGACAUGUUUGCCCUGCGGGGGGUCAUAGGCCCCAGUGUAAAUUCCAUAAUGAUGAAAUUCUCCUUUUCAAAUAACACGGCGCAGCCUGUUUCUGACUUACACUUUCAGCUUGCUGUCACCAAGGGUUUCGAGCUGCAGCUAAGCCCUCAGUCGGGGAGGAGUCUGGGCCCCAAUGAAGCUUCCGGCGUUGUUCAGACGGUGGAAGUAUGGCACGCGGGAGACAAGAACAAGAAGGUCGAAUUAAUCAAGCUGCGGUGGAGAGUGUCUUACCGGAUUGAGGGUGAGGUGAAGAACGAGAUGGGCGAGAUUCCAGAGUUUGGUCUAGCAUGA